CAUGGAAACCAUCCAUGCUGGCGGUACCUGUACCUGAGUGCUAGCAGCAGCAUCUCCGCAGCAACAGAUACGAGUACCGCGCAUGCACCGCUGGCGCUUGUACCUGUACGGCCAAGAGGCUGCCAAGUCUGGAGGCACAAGCAGCGGCCACAGGUUGCGUGAGCGCCAAUGAUGCCACCGUUUCUUGCGCAAUGCUGGGGUCUAGCGGCAGCCCAGGGGGGGAAGAAGAAAAAAAGGGCUUGGAGACGAUGGAACAUGGAAGGGGGUUGGCUGGCUUCUGGGGAGGGUCCAACAUUGAGCCCGACUAGGGGUCCUGCUGGGGUCCUGCUGGGGUCUGCUGGAGCCCUGGUGACGAGAGCGAAAAAUGACGGUGCGGACAAGAACAGGAAUGGAGCUACGAACCUCGAUUGCGACCCAUGGUGCGAUGUGAUGUGCGCCUGGGCUGGGCGGCGGGCGAUCUGGAAAAAAGGCCGAAGAAAAACGAAAAGGUCGUCGAAUUAUGGAAAUUGCGAUAUCAUGAGCUGAAAGUCGAUUUCUUUUUUGUUUUUUCGUAUGUCGUCAGCUCCGGGGCGACGGAAUGGAAUAAUCGAUAAUCGAGAAACUCUGAUGAAGCCAAAAAUAAAAUAGGAGCAGCGAGUGGCGGGGCCGGCGUCCGGCGGCGGCGAUGCUGAGUUAAAAACGAGGGAAGCCU
Molecule: messenger RNA, 691 nt
Organism: Trichoderma harzianum CBS 226.95
Lineage: Eukaryota; Fungi; Ascomycota; Sordariomycetes; Hypocreales; Hypocreaceae
Exons: 1
Coding region: 169-525 (118 amino acids)
Source: RefSeq, a predicted model, not a curated record